AUGCCACUGUUUUUCUCUCAGCCGUGCUCCUGGGCACUUCUGGUGCUGCUAGUGUCAAACCUCCUUUUAUGGGAGAAAGUGGCCUCUGCACCUUUGAAUAGCAAUGAGACUGAUGAACUGUACCUCACAGAACUCUUUGACCAUGCAAUGCUACUCUGCCAGAAUAUCAGUGACCUCAACAUGGAUUUGCCUAGGAUAUUUACCGUCAGUGCAUCAUCUGCAAAAGUUUCUGAUAAAUUUGUAAGUACCUCGCUUACUUCCAUCUUCUUUACUCUAAGUCUUCAUAUGCUUGAGUUUCUUGGAAAUCAGGAAUUCCUGGUUAAGAAUCUCUUCUCCUGCCACAAUUAUUCCAUCAAAACACCAGAAAACAUGGAUGAAGUCCAAAAGAUCUGUCUUGAAGACUUUCCAAAACUGAUACUGAGCAGAAUGCAGGCUUGGAACGACACUCUUCAUAACCUCCUGAUCAUACUUGGAAGUGUGCCAGGAUCACAUAAUGAUGUCCUUUCAUUAGCCAAAGAUAUUAGAACAAAAACUGCAGAGCUUUUUGAAGACACCAAGAGUAUACUCAGCAACAUUUAUGGAACAACAGAAAAUGUGGAUUAUACCGUCUGGUCUGGUCUCGAAGACAUUCAGUCAUCUGACGAAGACUCUCGCUUUAUUGCCCUUUGUAAAUUAUCAUAUUGCUUGCACACUGAUUUACAAUCAGUUGACCUUUCUCUCAUGAUCCUGAGAUGUACUGUGCUUGUUAAUAGUGACAUAUGCUCAUCCCCAAGAAUUGGAAAUUCGUGA
This is a messenger RNA of Microtus ochrogaster (prairie vole), 789 nucleotides long. RefSeq names its product prolactin-7A1-like. Gene Ontology annotation, molecular function: hormone activity; prolactin receptor binding. Gene Ontology annotation, biological process: positive regulation of cell population proliferation; positive regulation of receptor signaling pathway via JAK-STAT; response to nutrient levels. Bases 1 to 789 code for a protein of 262 amino acids. The transcript has 6 exons. Gene Ontology annotation, cellular component: extracellular region. The record is from RefSeq and is a predicted model, not a curated record. Lineage: Eukaryota; Metazoa; Chordata; Mammalia; Rodentia; Cricetidae.